CGUCAAUCUCCCAUCAUCUCUUGACAAGAAUCAACCACAGAAUCUUGGCCGCCCUUUGCAGGCCGCCCCUUCAUCAUGGCGUCCAGAAGCCUUAUCCCAUUUCUCGUAGCCAUGAUGCUACUCACGGGUGUUUGCAACACCCUGUUGACCAAGUAUCAGGAUAAUCAAUGUGUCCGUAACUGUGAUCCCGAUGACAAUCCGAGAAAGCGCGCCUUCUUCAACCAGCCCGUUCUGCAGACGGCGCAGAUGUUCAUUGGUGAGAUGGGCUGUUGGCUCGUCGUCGGUCUCAUGGCUCUUUGGCGUCGGUUCACCGGCACCUCAUCACCAACGGAACGAGGCUACCAGGUAGUCGAUACGAAUGAAGAUGACGACCCUGCUCCCGAUGUCGAGAGCAAUGAUAGAACAAAGCUGCUUAACAACGGUCGGUCUAUCCUCAAGGGUCAUCGGAUCCUGCUGCUUGCGCUGCCUGCGAUUUGCGAUAUCUGCGGAACCACCUUGAUGAAUGCUGGUCUUCUCAUGGUUGCUGCCUCUAUAUAUCAAAUGACCCGAGGCGCCUUGGUCCUGUUUGUCGGACUGUUCAGUGUGGUCUUCCUCAAGCGCCACCUCCGCCUCUUCCAAUGGCUCUCUCUGGUCGGUGUCGUCCUGGGAGUGGCAGUUGUUGGACUUGCUGGUGCUCUUUGGCCUGAUGAGAAGCCAGAGCAGUCCAUGGACGGUCCUAACGAGGACUCUGUCACAGACGGCGGCCUUUCUGAUGCGGCCAGGGCUGUCAUUGGCGUUCUGCUCAUUGCCGGCGCCCAGAUUUUUACGGCGACCCAGUUUGUGCUCGAGGAAUGGAUCCUGGAGAACUCCCCCAUUGAACCGAUUAGGGUCGUUGGCUGGGAGGGCAUUUUCGGCUUCACUGUGACAGUCCUGGCCAUGGUCGUCCUGCACGCGGCCAUCGGCUCCACCCCCGCCGGCCGGUACGGCUACUUUGACAUGGUCGAGGGCUGGCACCAGAUGAUUGGAAACAAGAAGAUCUUGCUCUCGAGCAUUCUCAUCAUGAUUAGUAUUGGUGGCUUCAACUUCUUUGGUCUCUCGGUCACCCGGAGCGUCAGUGCCACCUCUAGGUCGACUAUUGACACUUGCAGGACUCUGUUCAUUUGGAUCGUUUCGCUUGGCUUGGGCUGGGAGACGUUCAAGUGGCUCCAGAUUCUCGGAUUCGCCCUGCUUGUGUACUUCACCUUCUUGUUCAACGGCAUCGUCCAGCCCCCUUUUGAAUUCUUGAGGGUGGAGGAGGAGAUCGAAGAGCUUCUUCCCGAGGAGCCGAUUGAGCACCGCUGAAGUCAUGCUCGCCAUCAUAGAUUGGUAUGAUAGACCGGCAACAUCGGAUCGGCUUCCUGGAUACGGCAUUUGCAUGUUUGGAUCGGCGCAUUGGGAGUUGGAUAUUGGUGUGAAUUGGAGGAGCUCAAUGUAACCACCAGGGAUAAUUUACUUGAAUCAAACCACUGAAAUAAACGUACAAACCCCGUUCGCCAUACAAGUGAAAGCAAUGCUGUUCCAUCCAAAAGAGACCCAAACACCGAUAGGACCCAGAGACGACGCCACAAUAGCAAACCUGAGUCCACAAUCACGCCAGCGAAACCCCUCGCUUACGGAGGAUCCAUCAAGUGACAUUGCAAAGCAGCUCAGCCUCGAGGAUGAACUUGCCCUCUUUGUACUUUUCGGAGGGCUCAUAGGCCUUGUCAUACUUCCACCCGACGGUCUCCUUACACUGCCGGCAUGUAAUAUCGCGAACGACGUGUCGGCCGGUCGUCAUGUUGCGCUCGUUGGGGGCGCCCGUGUCGAUGUUGACAACGCUGUGGAAGAGAUACGCUUUACCAUGCUGACCACGGAAGUUUCGACUUAUGAUAUCUUCGUGGUUGGCGAGGUGCGCCUUGCACGUCUUGCAGCCAUAGAUUUUGGCGCUGUUGAGAUAGGUGUUGUAAGCCAGGCCCAUGAUGCGGGGAGGGCCUGCGGUCGGGAAGGGCGAUAUCGGUUUCGAGUGACGGCGGGCAGCGUGG
Fusarium vanettenii 77-13-4 is the source of this 2039-nucleotide messenger RNA. RefSeq lists its product as uncharacterized. Bases 76 to 1320 code for a protein of 414 amino acids. Gene Ontology annotation, molecular function: pyrimidine nucleotide-sugar transmembrane transporter activity. Gene Ontology annotation, biological process: pyrimidine nucleotide-sugar transmembrane transport. The transcript has 4 exons. NCBI's taxonomy places the organism in Eukaryota, Fungi, Ascomycota, Sordariomycetes, Hypocreales, Nectriaceae. Gene Ontology annotation, cellular component: Golgi membrane; intracellular membrane-bounded organelle. The record is from RefSeq and is a predicted model, not a curated record.